Messenger RNA from Zophobas morio, 1049 nucleotides. Its product is annotated as regucalcin-like. Gene Ontology annotation, molecular function: calcium ion binding; gluconolactonase activity; enzyme regulator activity. Bases 38 to 1027 code for a protein of 329 amino acids. The transcript is spliced from 3 exons. The record is from RefSeq and is a predicted model, not a curated record. Gene Ontology annotation, biological process: L-ascorbic acid biosynthetic process. Lineage: Eukaryota; Metazoa; Arthropoda; Insecta; Coleoptera; Tenebrionidae.
AGAUCAACAAGUAAAAAUCAGUUUCCUCAACACCACAAUGACUACAACACAACUCUCCUUCUACCUCUUGUGUUACUUUAUAAAUACCUGUUUUUGCAUCCAUUUAUACCAAAUAACUCCGCCUGUGGAUCAUGGCGAAGGUCCUACAUGGGACUGCCGCAAAAACCUUCUAUAUUUCGUUGACAUUCACGCCGGAAAUGUGUAUUCUUACGAGCCUUCAAGCGGAAAUUUACAUUCUAUUCACCUGAACGGUGAAGUUUCGCCUGUUAUACCAUCAAAACGCGACCCCGAACUUUUGAUAGUCGGUGUCAAUCGUACUGUAGUUGCUGUGGAGUGGAAUGGAAAUAGUUCCGAUUAUCAAAGCAAGCCUCUGGUGACGGUGUCGAAGCAGUUUCCUAUGAGCCGCUUCAAUGACGGUAAAGCGGAUAAGCAAGGUCGAUUGUGGUUUGGAACUAUGGGAUAUGAAACUUCCACAAGCCUCGCUCCUAAUCAAGGCUCGCUCUACAAAAUCACCCGAGACAACUUACACAACCCUUCUGUUAUGAUAUCACCCGUCAAUAUAAGUAACGGGCUUGCUUGGAACAAAGCAAACAACAAAUUCUACUACAUAGACACCCCGACUCGAAAAAUCGUCGAAUAUGACUAUGAUGACGCUGGUGGUGAAAUCAAAAAUGGACGCGUAGUUUUUGAUCUUAGUUGGUACAGCUCCAUUAAGGGUUUUCCUGAUGGUAUGACCAUAGAUCGUGACGAUAAUCUAUGGGUGGCCUUGUAUUCUGGAAGUGCUGUGAUUAAAGUCGACCCAAAAACUGGAUAUCUUCUUCAGAUUGUGGCCAUACCGGCAGAAGCUGUGACGUCUGUGAUAUGGGGUGGUCAGAAUCUGGAUGUUCUGUAUAUAACAACGUCAAGAUAUAGACUGAAUAAAGAACAAAGGCUGAAGCAGCCGUAUGCCGGCAGUGUUUUUGCUUUGACGGAUCUGGGGACGGGAGGGGUGAAGGGAUUUAAAGCCGAUAUUGUAGAUGAGAUUUGAUGGUUGUAUUAGUUUGAUAACU